AUGCAAACCCCAUCGCAGUUCAGCUCGUCGUUUGAUUGGGGUGACAAGAAGUCACCAACUACCGUAUCACAGCAGACUUUAGUGACUGUACCGCUACUCAACGAUAAUGCCCGAGAAGAGAUGAAAUGGUUUCCGCACUGGCCAUAUAUUUCUUUAGAAUAUGAUGGCAGAACACUGGAAGACAAGGCGUCAAGUAUCAAAUACAAAACAGCCGUAAAGCUAGCCAAAGAGAACAGUAAAGCCGGAGCCAAGCGAACGCCCAGUGUUGUCUGCAGGAUGAUGUGCAUUAUGACCGAUAGCCUUUAUAAAGAUGGUGUAGUAGGUACACAGAGCUUGCAAAGGGGCCGGGGAAGACUUGACAAUGGUCAGAUUCGUCACCGGGACCCUUGGUGA
Messenger RNA from Sphaeroforma arctica JP610, 393 nucleotides. RefSeq lists its product as hypothetical. The coding region runs from base 1 to 393 and encodes 130 amino acids. The transcript has a single exon. The record is from RefSeq and is a predicted model, not a curated record. NCBI's taxonomy places the organism in Eukaryota, Ichthyosporea, Ichthyophonida.